GAGGCAGAGGAACCCGUUCUCUUGUCAGGAAAGACAACCAGCACACUUGUGAACAUGUCUGUCUGUGGCUGAGUUGUAGUGGAGGAAAGGAGGUCAUGGGAAGUUAGAACAUUUGAACAAACAUUAAAGUGUGUGCUCAAGUCCCCUAGUAUGAGGGCAGGAGGUGGGGAGAAGAUCCAGACCGUGAGCCCAGAGCUGAAUUCACUGAGGAGGGAAGGACAGGGUCUGGGGGUCCAUUGUAAUGGCCUCAGGAUCUGGAUUAGGUGAUGAUAUAUUUGGAUGAAUGAACCCCAACAGAAGAGAGGUGGCUGGUGAUGGUGGUAGGGGAAGUGCCUGGAAGAGGCCAUUAGGAGCAAAGAGAAUUCUACCUCUCCCACCAUGACCAAGGUUAGCUCAGCUGCAUAUGGACCCUCCCUGGGACAGAAGCCACCGAGGCCGGCAGGCAGGGGCAGCCAGCGUGCGUGUGACUGAUCUGAGCUGGCAUGGCCUCCAGAACCCCAGGCCCCUGAUAAAGGACAAUGACAGCGCUGAGGUGCUGUUCGAGGAGUACCUGUCCCCCUCCAAGCUGCAGGCUUUAGCUCAAGUGGAGGACCUGCAGCAGGUGACGGCGCUCGAGAUGUGUGUAGACACGCGGGAGUACAGCUUGGGAAACUUUGGUGCCCAUCUGCCCAAUCUGAGCCAAUUAAAACUGAACAACAGCCUGCUGGCCUCCAUCAGGGACCUGGGCACUUCCCUGUCUCACCUCCAGAUUCUGUGGAUGCUUCGUUGCGGGCUGGCAGACUUGGAUGGAAUCAGUUCCCUUCACUCCCUGAAAGAGCUCUACAUGUCCUACAACAAUAUUUCUGACUUGAGCCAAAUCUGUCUGCUGGAUCAGCUCGAGGUUCUGGACCUGGAGGGCAACAACAUUGAGAACCUAGAGCAGGUUCGGUACCUGGGUCUCUGCAAAAAACUCCAUGUGCUCACUCUGGAGGGGAAUCUGAUCUGCCUGAGGCCAGAGCCAGAAGCAGCUGAGGCCCCAGACUAUAACUACAGGGCCGAGGUGAAAAAGCUCAUUCCCCACCUCCAGUUCUUGGAUGACAUACCUGCUGGCCAGACCUCCCUCCAGGCCACCCGGAAGCUCAACAAAGACUGGCUUAUUGUCAAGGAGUCCAUCAAAGAGGCCAACUUAGAUGGCUCACGGUUUAAUUUUUAUGCAGGCUUACCAAGGCAGAGGCUCAACCCCAAUCUGAGGCUGUCCACGAGCCCUUUACCACCAACUCCACAGCCAUGGCCUCUCCCUGUGGGCCGGCUGCCCUGGACAAUGCCCCUGUCAUCUCCUGGGAGUCCCCUUCCAGAAGCCUUCCUCCCCGAGGAGCUGGCCCCUGACACCAGUGAUUCCAGUGACCUGACCCAUGGAGUCAGUCGGGUCCUCUGUGGAAACCCCAUCAAAGGCCUGCAGGAGCGCCGGCAGAAGCUAUGUGACCACAGUGGACGCACAGCUCCCCAGCCUCCAGCCCUGGGGUUUGUCAGGUCACCUCUGAAGGGACCGGAAGAGCCCUCUGGUGGGGAAGAGGACCUCUGGGCACAGUUCAAGGCUUGGAGGGAGAAGCGGCAGCAAUGCUCCCAGAUUUCCCAGGUGUGUUCCCAAGAGGAAGAGGAAGAGGACUCGAUUGUGCUGAAUGACCAGGAGGAAGAGGAGAAGGCCAAGGGGCCCCUCGGGUCUUGCCCAGGCUCCCCAAGCCCUGCCCCAGAUCUUUCCAAAGUCAUGAGCAGCAGCAGACAGCCAGCUGGGCCCAGCUACCCCCUGAUCCCUUCUUCCCUCAAGUGCCCAUCCCCACCCCCACUGUCUAGCCCCAAAGGGCACUCAAGGUUGGAGCUUCGGGGCAGGCGAAUGAGCCUGAACCUCACCAUCAGUCCAUUGUCCAGUUCAGAGGCAGGGGCCCACCUAGGGAAGAGGUUAGCCCCGCGGACUCCCUUCAGGUGUCUCAUGGCCCUGAGAAGCCCAGGAUCCCAGAGCCAGCCAGAGCAUCGAGGGGUCAAGCCAUCUGUGGGAUCUGGACUCACCAAGGCCACGUUCAGCCCACAGGGCCUCAGACCAGCAGCCAGGGUCCAGUCACCUGCAUCCUUUGUCUCCUACACACCCUCCCCACUGGAGCCAGCCUUCUCUCUCCUCAGACAUCAGGCAGAGAGAAGUGCGCCCGAGGGACCCAGCUAUAGGCAGCCCAUUAUCCACUCUCCAGCCAAGGCCCCAGAGAAGAUGCUUCUGCCAGCCCCUGCCCAGCCGCUCACCAGCAGCAGCGGCGGCAGCAGCACCCUACACAGGUUGCCCAGCCGGCCCAGCCUGGGACCCAUCACUACCCCACCCCCAACACCCCCAGCCCAACCCCAGAGGAACUCUAAGUCAUAACACUGUGGUGGCAGCUGCUUGGGCAAGCAGACAUGGUCCCCAGAGCCGCUGACACCAGAUCCAAGACCUGCAGCUGACCCCAAGGACACAGAGCCCCGACAAGGCCUCCUUGACCCUUGAGUCCUGUCAGAGACUCUGCGGAGGGGGCAGUAGGGAUGAGAGCCGGCCAAUGCUUGGGGCAGGGGCCAUCCCCAUGGCACCCCACGAGUCCUAGGAUGGGAGGGGCUGGGCUGGGGAAGGAGGGCAAGACGCUUGAGUGGAGGGGAACAAAAUUCUUGCCUGAAGUCACUUGGUGCUGGAGCCUCAGCCUG
This is a messenger RNA of Phascolarctos cinereus (koala), 2697 nucleotides long. The record is from RefSeq and is a predicted model, not a curated record. NCBI's taxonomy places the organism in Eukaryota, Metazoa, Chordata, Mammalia, Diprotodontia, Phascolarctidae.